AACACGCUUUUCACACUGCACUUGAGACAACACGGCUUUUCUCUGGCGUCUUUGGGCUUCUUGGGCUUGGUGAGCAGCGGCUAGCGGGAAGCUCAGCUGAGCUACACACUUCCAGGAACUGAAUGCAGAUGUUUGGAGUUUACAAAGCAGACCUGGAGAACAAAGGAGGUAGCCUAGUUAGCUUCACCAGGGAUGAAAGCUACGAGAACGAGUUCUGGUGUUUUAAAACGACUAACAGGGAUUGAAAAAUACACAAACAAACGUGAGGAUAGAACUUAGUGGUGCGCUUUUUGUAUAAAAAAAAAACAAACAGCGAGAAGCACGAAGCUAAUAAUCAUGAGGGACGCGCGAGUUAAAGAUGGAUGAAUGAGGAGUAUGGAUAUGGUAACAUCACAGAGAGAGAGAGACAUGGCUCAACAUGGCUUAUGAGACGGAGAAGACAUGCCUGUUGAUUCCUCGGGAAUCGCGGGCAUCCUGUGUGUUCCACACGGCGGAUGAGAAAGAUGAAAUUCCAGGCAUGGGAGAGGACAGUGUUUUAGAGAUGCUGAGUUAUUCAAAGUUCAUGGAUCUGGAGUCGUGGCUGUGUAUGCCAUCAACGUUGCUGCCCAGGAGCUUGGACUCUACCUGCUCUGCCUCACCACUGUCUACUGAUAGUGACUCUGGAGAUGCUGAAACCAGCAGGCCCCCUGAGAGGAAGUCUAUCUAUCUGAACCACUCCCCAGAAAGGGAAAGCUGUCAUGUGCCACCUUCCCCCACUGUGCCAGUCUCUGUGACCCCUCAGUCCCCUGUGGCCUCGCAGACCUGCUCCACUCCAGGUCUGAAGCCAGGCACACACUCCUAUCAGGACAUUGCGAGUGUAAGGAAGCGCCGCCGACUUGCUGCCAGCCCCGGAGGACUGCACUGGAAUGCUUCAGGUUCAGUGCUGCGUGAGUAUGAGCGAGGAGAGGCGGCUAGUGCGUCGCAACUGAAACGUGUCCCUAAACCUUUGGAGUCUGCGAAACCUGGUGCAGAGCUGUGGGGGGACAGAGCGGCACUCAGGAAGUGUGUGUCGGUGGAUGACAGGCUGCUGCAGCAGACGCCCACAGAGCCCGGCACACUGCUGAGCCGCCUGGAGAGAGGAAAGAAGAAACUCAGGAACAUCCACAGCCUUGGGGAGACUGGAACAUACGAAACCCGUAAAAAAUCCGAGAGCAAGAUUUCCCGCCUGGCUCAGAGACUCAACCAAAGGCAGAGAGAUGCCGCGCUGAUCAAGGACUUUCGGCCGCUUCUCUUCUUCAGUGUUUCUCCAGGGAGCUCACAGAGUCUUGACAGGAGCUUCUGUGUUAGUAUGACCCAGCAGAUGCAGAACCUCCAGCUGAGCCACAAUAAGAAGGGGGCCGCUCCCGCCUCCCCCAGCGCAGCCAAGCGCCUUUACCGCAACCUCUCCGAGAAGUUCAAGGGCAGUCACUCGUCCUUUGAGGAUGCUUACUUCUUUGGCCGCUCAGAUCGCAUCCGCAAAGCCUCAAAUAUUCAGUGCAGCGAGGCUUUAUUCGAGGCUGUGGAACAGCAAGACCUGGACGCUGUACAGAUCCUUCUGUUCCAGUACACAGCAGAUGAACUGGAUUUCAAUACACCCAACAGCGAAGGGCUGACCCCGCUCGACAUCUCCAUCAUGACCAACAAUGUGCCAAUAGCCAAGCUGCUGCUCAAAGCGGGGGCCAGAGAGAGCCCACAUUUUGUGAGUCAGGAAAGCCGUGACGCUCAUCUCUCAGCACUGGUGCAGGAAGCGCAGAGGCGAGCGAGCGAGCUCUCCACACAGGUGAUGAGAGAGAGCCUCAGUCUGGAGACGUCAGACAAGGAGAAGCAGCUCAAGGCCUGGGAGUGGAGAUGCAAGCUCUACAAACGCAUGCGCACUGGAUUUGAGCACGCACAGGCUCCAGAGACUCCGACAGCUGUGCGUUUGACUGUGAGCAGCAGCACAUCUCUCACUGUCACAUUUCAGGAGCCAGCCAGCAUCAAUUCAACUGUGGUCACCAGAUAUAAAGUGGAGUGGAGCUGUCUGAAGGACUUCUCUUUAUUAGCUGGAGAACUGAUCCUUGAAAAUCUACAGUGUCUUAAAUGUACAAUAACAGGCCUUACAACGGGGAGGCAAUACUAUGUUCGGGUAUCUGCCUACAACAUGAAGGGCUGGGGGCCAUCACAACUCUCUCAACCUCCUUGUGCUGUUCCCUCCAACUGGAAGGAGAGCGAUGGUAGAGAGUCCCGGCGGAGAGGGCACAUUGAGGCCAUGGAGAGACUGCUCCAGCAGGUCCGCGCCACACACCAACACUACAGCUGUGGAGACACGUCAAAGCUGCAGAACCCCAGUCGCAAGCAAUCGGUCUCUAGAAGCCUGAAACAUCUCUUUCAUUCCUCCACUAAAUUUGUCAAAACUCUCAAAAGGGGGAUCUACAUAGCCGCAGUGUUUUAUCAUAAGGACAGUCUGCUGGUGACUAAUGAGGAUCAGAUACCCAUCGUGGAGGUGGAGGACUCCUACAGCAAUUCCCUCAUGCAGGACUUUCUGUGGUUUACCAAGCUUUCGUGUAUGUGGGAGGAUGUCCGAUGGCUCAGGCAAAGCAUGGCUAUUUCCUCCUCGUCCUCGUCCACGCUGCAGUCCAGGCAGAAGAUGCUGGCUGCCGCCGGCCAGCUACAGAACCUUCUGGGCACGCACAACUUGGGCCGCGUCCACUACGAGCCUAUUAAAGACCGCCAUGGCAAUGUGCUGCUGGUGACAGUCAGGGAGAUGGACAGCUCCUAUUCGUUCUUCAACGGGAAGUGGAUGCAGGUGUCCAAACUGCAGAGCCAGAGAAAGUCUCUGUCCACCCCUGAAGAGCCUUAUGCCCUGGACAUCCUGCUCAUCACCAUACAGGACAUCCUGGCGUAUCAGCGGCGAAGUCAGCACCGUCUCUCUCCAGGCCUGUAUCUGGGCUACUUGAAGCUCAGCAGCUCUGUGGAUCAGAUCAAGGUGCUGGUCCCACAGCGAACACCCAGCAUGCUUUGCCAUUCCAGAAUACGGGACAACUGGAAUGUCUCCAGAGAUGAGUGGGAAUGGCUGAAUGCCCUGUCUGGGCCUGAGGAGGUGGAAAGAGCAGAUCAGGCAGCAGACUGCAACGCUCCCUUGCUCUUCUGCGAGCUCCAGACAGCCAUUAAGAAUCUGCUGCGCCAGAUCAAUCUACCUCUGCACCAGGCUAAGCACUUCCGUCUCUACACACAGGAGGUGCUCGAGUUGGGUCACAAUGUGUCCUUUCUUUUGCUGCUGCCUGCCUCAGACGCCGUGUGCACUGCCCCGGGCCAGACCAAUCCCUACACACCCCACUCGGGCUUCCUCAACCUCCCUCUUCAAAUGUUUGAGCUCGUUCACUUCUGUGCAUAUAAGGAGAAGUUCAUUAGCCUGUACUGCCGCCUGUCCUCUGUGCUUGACCUGGACGCCUUGAUAACCCAGCAGGCUUUGAGAGAGGCCAUAACAGAUACUGAACUGUCCAUUGCUAAACAAAGACACCAACAUAUACUUGACUAUAUUCAGCAAAUGGACGAGAUGUGGCGAGAUAUCCGGUGGAUCACUGAUGCCCUGCAGUAUGCCCGCUAUAAACAGCCUCUGGGUGGUGUGCCCAUCACAAGGCUGGUGGAUGCCAGCUCAGAACCUGUACCACAGAAGUAUGACUCCAUCUCUUCCAAUGCAGACUACCUGCCUACUCCAUCUCCCUCACCUGAGUUAAGAAGAAAGGCUACAGACGACUCUCAGGCGGUCUCAGAUGAAGAAGGCUGCUCUGAGGUCUUCCUUCCGACAGACAGCGACUAUGACUCCAGCGAUGCUCUGAGCCCACGAGAUCUAGACCUGGUUUAUUCUUCAGCCCAGGAUCUAUCCCAUCAGGCUGUGCAUACACUGAGCGGCAGCGCCCCUGAUGUCCUGCAGAUGCAUGACCUCAAACCCAGCGCCUGCUCUAAGCUGAUGCUGGAGACUGAAUCCUUCACUAAAGACCUGGAGGAACUGUCCCUAUCUUCUUACUCCAGCAGAUCGUCAGAAAAGACGUCCCGCUACAAGCGCAAGCUGCUGUCUAGGAGCCAGCCCCAGAGGAGCUGCUUCAGCGGAACACAUCGCUGGCUGAGGGUCCAGAGUGAGAACCAGACAUCUUCACUUUCAGAGGGAGUUUACACCCGGCAGAGUGAGCUGGACCUGCCUCUAGAGCUCCCUGUCUCUUUCCCACACUCCUCCUACAGCAUGGACGAGUGGAAGGGGAAUAACAGGGAGAGCAAACCCACGGUGCGCAGGAUCUUUGUGGAGUCGUGCAGUGAGACGUCCCCGAGCAGAGACGGUGCUCGAUGGCCAGAUGAGAAGGAUGAGGAACAUGGAGGAGCUGCAGCAGGAGAAACGACAGCUCAGGAAGUGGACUCGGAUGACCAAACCAAUGAGCUGGUUUCUGAAAUACUCAGCAGCACUCUCUAAAAUAAACCAUCCUGCAUUAUUAUAUGUCAUGUUGAUGUGUUUUGUCAUAUUGCCACCAGACAGCCUCUAAGUGAAUACAGUUAUGGCAUGCAGACUCUCUGUGUUGUAGUAUGUGGAAAAUUCGUUAAUAGAAUGUGCAGGAAGAAAAAAUAAGUUGCUGGUCAACUCUGUAGAACUCAAACCGUGGCUAUGACUGUUAAUAUACUUACUAUUAAUGCAACAUGAAAUAAUGUGCUGCUUUAACCUUUGAACUUGAAACUGCCUCUGCAUAGACUGAUAUGACAGGUGAAAGGUGAAAAGUAGUACUUAAAUUCCCAGUCUUUAGAAUCGGCUUUCAGGUUCAGUUCUUGCCUCUGGCACACACUUACUCUAACCUGAAAAAUUCAUUAGUGUCAGAUAUAAUUAAAAGAGAAUUUAGUCAUGAUCCGAUGGUGCUGAAUAGAAACAAACAGUUCACAUUACUAAAGCAUGGCUUCCAGGCACUUCUAAACCAUUGAAAAUGAUCAUGGGCUCAGAAUCGUAAAUUAUCAAAUCACCUUUAUAAAGGGUCUUAAAUGACUUGUUCUAGAAGGUGUGAGUGGAUGAAAACCCUUUAGAAACAUGCAGUGUGGGUAUUUGGAAGCUUUUAACUUGUCCACUUUGUUUCAGAAGCGAAAGCUAGUGAACAGGCAGAGGUCUUUGAUAACAAACAGCUCGACUUGCAUUCAGUUUACCUCUUUCGAAUGAUUUGUAGUGUACAUAUUUUAUUAUCUGACGUGUCAACAGCGUGAAAUGUCUGUCCAAGUUUCUUGGGGUGAUCACUAUCUUGCUGGCAUUAAAACCACUCAUGUUUUAUGAACAGGCACAUAAAAAGAGCACUUUAGAGACCUGUUUACAUCCUUUAUGCAGCAAAUGCAAGUAAAGUUGACAUUUUCGUUCUCCUGUUGGCCCUAGUAAAAAUAAAACAGUUUUUUUUAAAUAUUUUUUUUUCAUUUUGCUUUUAAUUUUGGUACUGGACAUUUGUACCACUUUAUAUGAAGGGUAUGCACCACUUGGCGACUCUUGGUGUCUUCAAAGCCAUAGAGAUUUUAAGUGUAUGGAGAAUUAUAUUCUUAAAAAAACAAUUCUGUCUGUGGAUUCAGUACUGCACUGAUAGUGGGGUUGUAUACAUUCAGCCACAAUAUAUCUCUGUAAAUUUAUAACGGCUAAUCCAUGCAGUUUCACUUUAAUAACAGUAUGUAGAAUAGACUGGAUACUUAAUAUUGAAGUAUUUAGAGACAAAGCGCUCUUUGUCAGGACAAAAGAGGCAACAAGGGCAGCUUAUGUGAGCAACAUAGUGAAAUUGUCUGUUGCACUGUUAUGACUUGUUGAUGUUGCAGUGUAUUACAAAUAUGUAUUUGCACCAUGGUUUCCUCAAAAAAUGUUUCUACUGCACUUCUGUCCUUUUAAAGAUUGAAAUUGUUCCAUGCUCCCAAUUUCUGUACAGUGAUGUCAGUUGAACUAAUGAUAAAAUGCACUACUUUAUCUUGUGUGUGUGUGUGUGUGUGUGUUUGGGCUCAGCCCUGAGUAUUUACAGUAUGUGUUCUGCCUGUUCCCUAAUCAGUAAUGCAUUUAAGUAAAAAUUCACUGCAAUUACUUUUGUUUAAACAAUUCUCAUUCCAGAUAAGGUUAAAUGAUACGUCUUUGUCAUUAUACCUUUAUACUGUGCACACAGCAAGCCAAAAGCAUUGAAGAGCAUCAUAUCUGUAUAUUUUUGAAUUAUGCAUUUAUUGAUCCAAAUAAUAUAUUUGUGUAUCAUAUUUUUGACAGUUACUGUGUUUUAUCCCUGUUUCUAUUGUUACUCAUUAGCUUUUGCAAUGCAACUGAAUCUGACCAUGUGGCAGAUGUGUUUAUGAACUUACAAGCAGAAAUAAAUCACCAACUCAUUGUA
Messenger RNA from Pangasianodon hypophthalmus (striped catfish), 6371 nucleotides. It is a transcript of the gene ankfn1a, whose product is annotated as ankyrin repeat and fibronectin type III domain containing 1. Bases 419 to 4462 code for a protein of 1347 amino acids. The transcript is spliced from 24 exons. Lineage: Eukaryota; Metazoa; Chordata; Actinopteri; Siluriformes; Pangasiidae. Gene Ontology annotation, cellular component: spindle. Gene Ontology annotation, biological process: establishment of mitotic spindle orientation; regulation of establishment of bipolar cell polarity. The record is from RefSeq and is a predicted model, not a curated record. Gene Ontology annotation, molecular function: protein binding.